CUUGCACUUGCCCUCACUCUGAUGGAUGCUUCAGGCCAGGAUGUCUCGUGAGCUUGAGCCAACGACUACGGGAUUAGACAAGCCUCACUAAAAAAAGACGUUGCGUUCCACGCUUCAUCUUCCUUUAGCUUUUCUUCGUUUGUUUUUUUUAUGACGCUUAGCUCCUGCUCUUUCUCCUAAACUUCCAUCCUCUUCUCUCCUAGUAUUCAUAAUUGGUGACUCCUGCCUAUGCUUUGGCUGACCAAUUGCAAAACUAUCUAUCCCCUACUCCGCCAUAUUCUAUCCCGUCUUAACCCAACCUGUCUCACAACUUGAAAACCUCCAUUCAACUUAUACAACUAUUGUGAAUACGCCCAGGACCCCAAAAUAUCAAACUCAUCCUUUGAGUUAUCAGAGACACGCUCAAUCACUUAAAGACUACCCCUCUAUAUCACAUACCCAAAGCAUCAUGACCAAGCCACGCUUGAUCAUUCUAGUUCGCCACGGCCAGUCCGAAGGCAAUAGUACGUUAAUGCUCUGGCUUUUUCGUCCCUCAUUAUUCAACACAUGCUGACAAUUAUAAAGAGAACCGCGAAAUUCAUCAGACCGUUCCCGAUCACCGAGUCAAACUUACGCCAGAAGGCUGGAACCAAGCCCACGAUGCCGGACGUCGUCUCCGAAGCCUCCUCCGUCCCGACGACACCUUACAGUUCUUUACCUCUCCAUACCGCCGCACACGUGAAACAACAGAAGGAAUUCUCGAGAGCCUGACCUCGGACGAAGGCUCCCCGUCGCCCUUCCGCCGAGCUAACAUCAAGGUGUACGAAGAGCCUCGGCUACGUGAGCAGGAUUUUGGUAACUUCCAACCAUGCAGCGCUGAAAUGGAACGUAUGUGGCAAGAGAGGGCCGAUUAUGGCCACUUCUUCUACCGUAUACCUAAUGGAGAGAGCGCUGCCGAUGCUUACGAUCGUGUGAGCGGAUUCAACGAGAGCCUCUGGCGACAAUUUGGUGAAGAUGAUUUCCCCAGCGUCUGUGUACUGGUGACCCACGGACUCAUGUCCCGUGUCUUUCUCAUGAAAUGGUAUCAUUUCACUGUCGAGUACUUUGAAGAUCUCCGAAACAUCAACCACUGCGAGUUCCUCAUCAUGCGCAAGCAGGAAAACAAUAAGUACCUUCUAGAGAACAAGUUACGAACUUGGUCCGAUUUGCGGCGAGAACGCAAAGACAAAGAGGACAAGGACAAGGACAAGGACAGCUCGAAACUCCCACGCACCAAAACUUUUGUUGUUACACGCCGAUGGGGUGGAUGUCCCAAUGGCUGUGACCAUAGUCGCCACUAUGCUAAGCGUGAGGAUUUGGAGAUCAUGCGCAAAAAGGAUCAUGAGAACGGCGGGCCAGAGCCUUACGGCAAAAUUACAAACACAGACGAGAUCAUUACCAUCGUCAGCCGGAAGCAGAAGGCUCAAUUAGACUGCAUUGGUACCAAUAGUGAGAGCGCCACCUUGGGAGCUCAUGAUGAAGAUGGACCGGAGAUCGACAUUUCAUCAAACCAUGAAGGCAAAUCCGUUUCUGACCUCAACGAUACCCCCUCAGUUAUCUCUGCCAGCGAGUAUAUCCAGUCGCCAUACUUACAUAUUGGCCGCGAUGGGGGCGGCAGCUAUUCUGGUCACACAUCUGCCGCCGAGACUGACAACGACUCGUCAGAGGAUGAGAACAUAAGCUUACACCGCAUUGCCUCCUUGAACGCGCAACUAAACAGGACCGUUGGCGAAAGAAGCGAGAAGCCUUCAUACAAUCAAAAACCCCUCCUCAAAGCAGGACCCGAACAUCUAGCAUACACGAGCGAUAAGGAUAGCCCGGAUGAAUAUGCACGGACUAACCGUCUUGGUGAUGCAUCUACUGAUGCCUCUUGUGACGGUGACGCUGAACUUGUUGAGGAUUUGGAUCGCGCUGAGAAGGAGGAUCGAAGUAUUCGGGGUAGUGUGUACUGAUCAUAUUCUUACUUGGAUGGGUGCAUUCUCACUCUCUUAUGACUUGAAUUUCAUGGGAACAGCGGAUACCAGCCCGCCAAGGCGAGGCAAAUUGUUUUGAUGAUUUUCAUAUCUUUAUUCUAAUGACGAAUGAUUUUGGAACGGAUUACGGAAAAGCAAUGGAUAGAAUGACCAACUAUGCUGGCAUGGUUUUGAGAUUGAGCUAUUUGGGGGCUAUGAUAACGUUUGUGUUAGCAUAACAUCACAAAAUAACAUGUUUGUUCCUCUAUUUUCAGAUGUUCUAGUCACGCAGAAUUGUUCUUGAAAUGGUUAUAAUUUAGAUUGAUUUCUUUAUUUUUUGCCUCGUCAUGAGUAUUGUAUAACACCGUGUUGGAAAUGCCCCCCGCCGCCACCUCUUUCCCGCGGCGUCCCUCUAUCUAAGUAUAAAUGAAUAUCGAACAAUGUUGAAUAGAUUCAACCUAUCCUGCUCGUCCACUUUUCAUGCAUAACCCAUAUUCUUCGCCAAAAACAUUACCGAAAAAGAACAAAAAUGUAUAUCCUCAUUGUACCUGCCGCUCUUGGCUAUCGUGCAUUUAACCCACAUAUGGCAAAAUGAAUCAUUCAAUGAGGCCGUGGUAGCAAGACAUGAACAAUGCAAACAAAACUCCUUGACGCCAUAUCCAGUCUUCGAGCCCUCCCGAAACCCCCUCAGGUCAUUCAACCCAGGUGAGUGAAAAGUGAAACGAAACAGACAACAGGCGCCUGAAAGAUCGCCAGUACCCAUUAUAAACCCUGCGCCAAUGCGAUAGGUAACGUCCAGCAACAUGCAGAAGACAAUUUCCCUGACCGAGGCAGGAAAAUUGUUGUUGGUAUAAAAAGUCAUAUAGCCCUGAAGUAAACUAUGCCAAUAGAAAUAAGGUCAUUUGCCAGGUGCCUCGACCUAUGUCAGCCCCACUGAGCUGCGACAAGGCUUAGCUUUGGCAGCAGAAGACCAAGGUGGCCCUACAUAGAUCUGUCCGGUCUAAAAUAGAAGCUGCCAUAAGUAUCAUUAUGAACGGAGGAGGGAAAUCGUGAACAGUCGUCGAAUGUAAAAGGUUCAAAAAGAAGAAGAGGCAGAGGGGUGACUGUGCGCCAGCAUUGCUUGAGAGGAAGAGAGUGGCAAGAGUGUUGUGAUCAGAAGAACUUGGACAUAGCUCUGCUGAGGUCGAUGAAGUCGACUGGCUUCGUGACGUAGUCGCUGAAUCCCGCUGCGACACAUUUAUCCUGAACGUCUGACAUGACGUUGGCUGACAAGGCGAUGAUAGGCAUCUGGGGGAAAUUGUUGGCAACUUCCCACUGUCGAAUCUCACGGCACGCCUGGUAGCCGUCUUUUCGUGGCAUAUGUAGAUCAC
Molecule: messenger RNA, 3340 nt
Organism: Fusarium odoratissimum NRRL 54006
Lineage: Eukaryota; Fungi; Ascomycota; Sordariomycetes; Hypocreales; Nectriaceae
Exons: 2
Coding region: 861-1970 (369 amino acids)
Molecular function (GO): phosphatase activity
Source: RefSeq, a predicted model, not a curated record